GCUCGGGUUCCACCCUCUGCAUUCUACUUGAGCCUCUUUACUUCGUCUCUUUCGGGUUCUUUCGUUCUCGAAACCUCCCAAUUCCCAAAUCUCAGUUCUCCAUUACAGCCAGCUCUUGAUUCGUUCACUUGAUCAUCGAAGCAGCUCUCUGAGAUGACGGAGGCCGCGAUUCGUAAGAAGCCUGGCAUGGCCAGCGUCAAAGACAUGCCGAUCCUCCAGGACGGGCCACCGCCGGGUGGAUUCGCUCCGGUUCGUUAUGCUCGCCGGAUUCCCACCAAAGGCCCUAGCGCUAUGGCGAUUUUCCUUACUGCGUUUGGUGCGUUUUCUUGGGGAAUGUAUCAGGUCGGCAAAGGCAACAAGAUCCGAAGGGCACUAAAGGAAGAGAAAUAUGCAGCCCGACGAGCAAUAUUGCCCGUGCUUCAAGCCGAGGAAGAUGAAAGAUUCGUCAAAGAGUGGAAGAGUUACCUUGAAUAUGAGGCUGAAGUUAUGAAGGAUGUGCCUGGUUGGAAAGUUGGUGAAAAUGUCUACAACUCUGGAAAAUGGAUGCCUCCAGCGACCGGUGAGCUACGACCCGAAGUCUGGUGAUUUUGUUUCGAACACGGACUUCUUUGAGGUUGGCAUGUAGUUUGUUUGUGUAUGCGCUGCGACUUAUAUCCUCAUAUGGGUUUGUUUCCUGAUUUGCUGGUUCUUCAUGGCCCUUCUCAUGAAAAUAAAAGAAGCAUGUCAAAAUUUCUUCAAAUGUUUUGCAAAAACUGUCUUCUUUAUUCAGUAAACAUCUCCUUUUACCCAUGUAUCUCACUGAAAGUUGGGACUUGGAAUUAGACAUCAAUUUAUCUUCAUUCUUCUUAUUUA
Molecule: messenger RNA, 852 nt
Organism: Cucurbita pepo subsp. pepo (vegetable marrow)
Lineage: Eukaryota; Viridiplantae; Streptophyta; Magnoliopsida; Cucurbitales; Cucurbitaceae
Product: NADH dehydrogenase [ubiquinone] 1 alpha subcomplex subunit 13-B
Cellular component (GO): respiratory chain complex I
Source: RefSeq, a predicted model, not a curated record